AUGACAAAGAAAAGAGUUGCACUAAUUAUAGGAUAUAAUGGAAUAGGAUAUAAAGGCAGCCAGAUAAACAAAGAUGAAAAGACAAUUGAGAAGACAGUGUGUGAUGAAAUAUAUGGUCUAAAAUAUAUUUCAGACAGGAAUGCAGAAGACUAUUCUAAGGUAGGUCUACAAAGAUCAUCUAGAACGGAUAAAGGUGUGCAUGCAGCUAUGCUUGUGCUGUCACUAAGGAUUGAAGUAGAUAAUAGAAGUAUUAGUGACUUGGAGAGGGAACUGAAGGAAAUCCUGCCUAUGCAUAAUAUAACACUGCACAGGAUAGUUGAAACAACAAAGAACUUUGAUGCUAAGAAUAGGUGUGAGUCCCGGGUCUAUGAAUAUUUUGUGCCCCUUAGUGCAUACACCCAAGAGAGUGAUGCACCAGAAGAUAUCACUAGGAAGAGAGACAUAUUCAUGGAGAGUCUGAAGAAGAUGCAAGGAACCCAUAACUUCCAUAAUUUCACAGCAACAAACCAAGAGAAAGGCCCAAAAAGGUUUAUAAAAAAGAUAGAAGUUGAAGAGUAUCUAUCUGAUGGAAUAAAGUGGUGCAGGGUUUUACUGCACGGCCAGAGCUUCAUGAUUCACCAGAUCCGGAAGAUGAUUGGGUUUGCCAUCCUGGCAGCCCAAAGGAUUCAGACUGUGGGAGAUGUGCAGGAGGCACUUGAUAAGGUUAUGUCACCUGAGAAAGUGAAUAUCCCUAAGGUCCCUGGGGAGUUGCUUCUUCUGUCGCACAGUUACUUCACAAAUUAUAAUAAGAAUUUCGGGGCAUCCAGGGGCGUAAUUGAUAAUGCUGGGUGUGAUGAGUAUAAGGCAGAGCACUUGUAUCCUGCAGUCUGCACCCAGGAGAAUGCAAAAUUAUUCAGUGACUGGCAGGAAGUGAUUGAUAAGCACUCUGAAGAAUUCUCAUACUUAAAGUGA
This is a messenger RNA of Nematocida ausubeli, 951 nucleotides long. RefSeq lists its product as uncharacterized. Bases 1 to 951 code for a protein of 316 amino acids. Gene Ontology annotation, cellular component: nucleus. NCBI's taxonomy places the organism in Eukaryota, Fungi, Microsporidia. The transcript has a single exon. The record is from RefSeq and is a predicted model, not a curated record. Gene Ontology annotation, molecular function: RNA binding; pseudouridine synthase activity. Gene Ontology annotation, biological process: tRNA pseudouridine synthesis; mRNA pseudouridine synthesis.